Molecule: messenger RNA, 1392 nt
Organism: Suillus subaureus
Lineage: Eukaryota; Fungi; Basidiomycota; Agaricomycetes; Boletales; Suillaceae
Exons: 4
Coding region: 1-1392 (463 amino acids)
Cellular component (GO): Golgi apparatus
Molecular function (GO): O-acetyltransferase activity
Source: RefSeq, a predicted model, not a curated record
AUGGCCAAGGUUCCUUCCCUGCUCUCCAUCCGACCCCGAUCCCUGUCCUCAAAAGUCUUUUUAAUUGGUGCUAUCGUCACCUUCGCGAUCACACUAUACACAUUUUCUUCUUCAUACUCUUUUCGCAUAUCAGACUGGUCUUCAAUAUUCUCACAGCAGCGACAGCGUAGUCCAUGCGCUCCAGAACAGUGGUCGAACGGGCGUUGGGUAUAUAGCCCGACGUCUGAUUUAGUGAAUUUAACGCGUCCAGAACAGGCGCUUUCCUUGGCCGGCUUUGAGGGUUGUGCUGCAGAUCGUGAAUACCACUGGCAUUUGGGCACAGACCACGAGGAACAAUGGGAUAGAUUUCCCAAGGUCUCUUCAUACAGAUGGUUGCCUUCGAGCCAGUGUGACGUGCGCCCUCUCAAUGGUGCAGCGAUAGUCAAGGACAUGGUGGAGAAUGGAGGGUGGCUUUUACUGGGCGACUCGAUAACGGAAAACCAUUUCUUUUCGCUGUCGUGUCUGUUAUACCCGCACGUCCGUGCAACCCCAAAUUACACAGAAAAUCCUUACUUUGACCGUGCAUGGCAGCAACAUUUAUACCUGUCGCCGUCGUCCCCCAUAAUACCCGAAAUCACCAUGCCGGAGGGCUUCUCAAUCGAGAACACACCACUCGUUUCAUUCCGACGUGUUGACCUGCUUCUUGACGGAACAGAAUUAAACACAUUAUAUCACAGUUCAGCAUUUUCUGUUGAACCCACCGACUUGGACAACCAAAAUCUCGGUUCUGAAUACACCAAGGCAGAGUCCGUAUUCGGCGACGAGGCAUUUUGGUCGCUUUCCCCAUCAGAAUAUAUGCCCACAUUCCUAGAUUCACCUCCAGAUGCCAACUAUGGCACGCUAGUUGUGAGUACUGCCGGACACUGGACAACAACCGCAUUCAGUGCAUUCCGCGACGAGGACGCUGGAGAGGAUGCAGGUUAUGGCAUCCAUAAUGUACUUGCGUUCUUCAAGGUUGCGAUGCGGGCUUGGGCAAGUGAAGUGCAGGACGCCAUCACACAAUACCGUAUAAAUGGUGGCAGACGUCCAAAACAGGUAGUUGUCAGAGCGUAUCUGCCUGGUCAUGAGAAUUGCCGUAACAUCUUCGAGCCCACGGAGACAAUCACCCCAUGGGCCAAUACGUGGUAUAAUUGGCCAUGGAUUCCGGACUUCAACACAAAAUUCCAGGAACUGCUGUCAUCAUCUGAGUUCCCGGACAUUCACUAUCUUCCGAUUGAGAGACCGGGACGGCUGCGCCCUGAUGCUCAUGCCGCGGGAGAUUGUUUGCAUCUCAUAUCAGGUACUGGCGUUCUCGAGGGAUGGUCGCACUACAUCUGGCAUUUUGUCACACGCGAACUCAGGCAGAAGAUUUGA